GGUUGCUUUCUCCACAUAUCUUGUCUCAUAAUUAUUUCGUCCUUUUCUUUGGUCCAGUAGUAUCCGGGAUGGAAAACAGACGCUGAAGAUGCCAGCUCAGUUCCCCAUCAUCCCGCGUCAGAUGCACGUGACCAUCCCCUCAUCUCACCUCCACCUUCAAGAUACGCACCUCAGCCUACAUCUCUGUUUAUACACCGAUAUCCCUGCCUCCUCUAGUUCGUAUCUCACCACAGCACUAGCCCGAUCAGCUGUUCAUAGGCGCUAACCGAAAAGGCUGUGAAUAGUCAGCCUCGGAUCGUAAGUGGCUCAUACGUCAAUUUACCAGUUCUUGCUCGUGGGUGGUCCGUGACAGCGUGCUUGCUAUCAGUCACAUCAACUGUAGCUGUCUAUACCUCCAUUCACACAAAAAGUCAUUUACUUCAAGUUCAUCGUUGAAGUGGUCAUCCUGGCCCGCUGCG
Messenger RNA from Serpula lacrymans var. lacrymans S7.9, 458 nucleotides. RefSeq lists its product as uncharacterized. Bases 89 to 265 code for a protein of 58 amino acids. The transcript is spliced from 2 exons. The record is from RefSeq and is a predicted model, not a curated record. Lineage: Eukaryota; Fungi; Basidiomycota; Agaricomycetes; Boletales; Serpulaceae.